Messenger RNA from Eruca vesicaria subsp. sativa (arugula), 687 nucleotides. NCBI's taxonomy places the organism in Eukaryota, Viridiplantae, Streptophyta, Magnoliopsida, Brassicales, Brassicaceae. The record is from the annotation of a GenBank genome assembly.
AUGUCCAAAGGUACACACUGGCACUUGAGUAACGAAUUGCCACUUUACAAAUUCGUAGACAUACUUGGUGAAGUUAGUGCAAUAAGGAGCACAGUCAACGUACACAUGGGGUACAGCAUUGAUUUAACCGUGUGUGUGAGUAUGUUCGACUCUUUGGCUCUUGCAUUUCAUAACAAAUUUCUAAGUGGUCCUGAGCUAAGAAUUGUGUUUGCCACCAGCAUAAGUUCAAAGAUAGUUGGACGGCGGUUAUUCCUCAACUCAACAUCUGGAACUCAUAUCUACUUUGACUCUGAGAGAGAAGUAUGCAAAGAGAUGUUUGACAUACCAAGCAGCAACGUCUUCAAAGGUGAGAUAAUUGAGUUCCUCUGCACCGCCAAAGGGACUGAAAUUCAUGCAGAUAAAGAUUAUAACUCAUUUCUAUAUAUUCCUGAAACUAAUCCUGUACAAUGUCAUGUCUACAGGUCCCGUGUUGAAUUCUCUGUGUCUGACCAGACUGGUUCUACUGUUUUUGUGGCUUUUGAUGAGGGAAUGGCUAGAAUUACCAACAUUCAAGCUUCCGAAGUUUCGUAUAUUGUGGGAGCUGCGGAUGUCCCUCAAGCUGAUCUGCCUGGAGUGGAGACACAAAGAUCAGCUUUUGCACCUGGUGAGGUUUUGCAAUGUUGCAGCGCUGCCAUCUACUUCUGUUGA